Chenopodium quinoa (quinoa) is the source of this 1935-nucleotide messenger RNA. RefSeq names its product protein PHR1-LIKE 2-like. Gene Ontology annotation, molecular function: DNA binding; DNA-binding transcription factor activity. The record is from RefSeq and is a predicted model, not a curated record. The coding region runs from base 662 to 1342 and encodes 226 amino acids. The transcript has 7 exons. Lineage: Eukaryota; Viridiplantae; Streptophyta; Magnoliopsida; Caryophyllales; Amaranthaceae.
AUCACUACUUUCUAUCCUCAAAUUCUAAUAAUAUCCCUGACCUCUAAAUCUCACCCGGUACCAUAUUAUCAUAGGUUAACAAUUAUCGUUUCAGUUAAUUAAAUUAAUAACCUUGAAAGAUGUAAUCAUACAAACAUUGAAACAUAUAAUCAUGCAACUAAUAACUCAUUAAUCCCACUUGACCUUUAAAAAAAGAGAGAGAAAAGCAAGAGAAGACUUCUACAGUUCUACCAAAUCAAACACACAACAAAAAAAGUCAAGAACCCAAAUAAAAAUUCAAAAGAAACCACACAUACACUGUAGUAGAACCAAAAUUCCAGGUCAUGAACAGAAAAAUAGUGGUCCUUUGAUAAUAGACAACUCAUUUCACCAAAAAAUUGUUUAAGAAAUCAUCCCCAAUUCCCCAUCAAUUUUACCUUUUCACUCAACCUCUAAAAAGCAAAAAAAUUAGAAGCAAAAAUAAACCCCAACUUACUUUCUCAGCUUCUCUUCUCAGUACUACUACUACUUCUUACAGAUUCUCCCCUUUUUCUUUCCUGUUACUUUCAAAGUUUCAACCUUUUUGCUUAAAUUUCCCAUCUUUUUCAAUUUUAGGGUAUUAAUUUCAUCUGGGUGUUCUUCAAUUUCUUCAAUUUUCAAUUUUUCUUUUUUGGGAUUGAAAAUGUAUCCAAGAUUUAUUCAACCCCAUCACCAUAAUCCUCAGCAUCAGCAGCAGCAGCAACUCCAUGAGUCUUUAAGUGUAAUGGCGGGUCCCACUGAUGAGAUUCAUCAAGUGGGUCCCACUUCCACUUCUGCCGCCGCAACAGGGGACCCACGUUUGGUGUUGACUUCCGAUCCAAAGCCGCGUCUCCGGUGGACUGCUGACCUCCAUGAACGCUUUGUUGAUGCUGUCACUCAGCUUGGCGGGCCCAACAAAGCUACACCUAAGGCUAUAAUGCGGACAAUGGGUGUGAAAGGAUUGACUCUUUUCCAUUUGAAAAGUCAUCUUCAGAAAUACAGAUUAGGUAAGCAAUCGGGGAAGGAUAUGAUUGAGGCUCCAAAAGAUGGAAUUUCAGCUUCAUACCAUUUGGAGAGCCCUCGCACGAGUAAUUCUUCUUCAAGUUUGCCAACAUCAGACAUGGAUGAGGGUUAUAAGGUUAAGGAGGCCUUGAGAACUCAAAUGGAGGUGCAGACUAAACUACAUUUGCAGGUUGAGGCUGAGAAGCACUUACAGAUACGCCAGGAUGCAGAGCGAAGAUAUAUGGCAAUGCUUGAGAAAGCAUGUAAGAUCCUUGCAGAUCAACUUAUGGGGGUUGCAAUUGCAGAAAAUCACGCGCAGACACUUCAAGGUCAGAAUGAAUGAUUUUUAGCUGUUGUGGAGCGCAAGGGCAAUUAUGGGCUUGGUUCAGUGAGCGUUGGAUCUUGUUUGGAAGGACAGCUUAGCUUGCUUAAUUUAUGACAAACCUUAAUCUAUACAAAUUGAUGGAGUUUGCAUUUCAGCUACCUGAAGUUGGAAUUACAAUCGUCAGUGGUGGACAAAGUGCUUGAAUGAUGCUGAUUUGUGUAAUACUUCUGUCAACCUUGCUGCAUGUGUCAUACUUCUACCCGGAAGAACGUAGAAUCUGUAGCUUGUAAAUUUAAUUACUAAUGUUUCUAACAUGAGAUGCAUCUGCAUCUCCUUUUAUUCAUAUUCGAGGAAAUACAAACUCAACGCCCUGUGUGGACUGUCAUGCACCCUUAGUACCAAUUUUGUGCCUUGCCAUUUGGUAAUUCCGCGUAGUAGUAUAUCCUCUUCAAAUUUCAUGACAUUCUUAAUUUCUAAUGGAUUGUAAUUGUUGUAGUUUGCAACUUGGAUGGGUGAUUGUUCAAGGGACUUUGAUUUCCUACUGAUGUAACUGAUGUCUAUAUGUGAAUUAGUAGUUAAAUGUCAAUUUUUUCAUUAUGGUUUUUCUUCUA